Molecule: messenger RNA, 429 nt
Organism: Arabidopsis thaliana (thale cress)
Lineage: Eukaryota; Viridiplantae; Streptophyta; Magnoliopsida; Brassicales; Brassicaceae
Product: reverse transcriptase-like protein
Exons: 2
Coding region: 1-429 (142 amino acids)
Molecular function (GO): RNA-DNA hybrid ribonuclease activity; nucleic acid binding
Source: RefSeq, marked reviewed
AUGUCGCUUCCCGCGAGAAUACAGACAAAAGGAAAAACUUCGUGGAUGAAACAUGCAGCUCCUUUUGUCAAAUGCAACUUUGACGCUGGUUUUCAGGAAAAUAACGAGCAAGGCAUGGGUGGUUGGAUUUUACGAGAUCAUUACGGCGAAGCGAAAGCUUGGGGCUCAUCGAUUUUGGAUCAUGUCAUCACCCCUUUGGACGCAGAAACAAAAGCUCUCAUUGUGGCAAUGCAACAAGUCUGGAUAAGAGGUUACAAACUGGUUCAAUUUGAAGGUGGUUGCGAGGUGCUCAUCAAUGCGAUCAAUGGCAAAUCUUCUCGCUCAUCAUCUAGUUUCUCUUCAGAGUUCACAAAAUCAGUCUUUCAAGCAGAUUCAUGUAAUCAGCCACAAUGGCUAACAAACCUUCUUUGUAAAGAUUUGCAGUCUUGA